AGCGUAGAGAUUUCACUGUGGAAACAGAUGAAUCAACCGUUGUCCUGGGGAAUCCUAAGCAGCCUCAACACAUCACCAAAACUGGCAGCACUAACUGUGCCAAAGGUAGAGGAGGAGCUGAGUGCCUUCACUGUGUGGUCAUUUGUGGGCUCACUGCAGCACAUCUGGCUGUCAAGCUGUUCCCAGGGUGAGCUAUGGUGACUGUUUGUCUCCUCUAAGAGUCAUUUUUUCCACCUCAGCAGUGAAGAGAUUGAAGUGUUGGUGCAGAGAACACUUGGUGAGAGGCGGCGCUGCAAAGUCUGCUGACAGAGCUGCCUGGAGGUGGAAAGUCUGAUUCUUUGGGGAGCUCUUUUACCACUCUCCUAAAACGUCUGAGCUUUUCUUACCCAAGGUUAAUAUAAGUGUAGCCUUAGUGCAUUUAUAAUUGUGAUAAAGCUUACUAGUGCCAUUUCUAUAGUUAGGUGGUGGGAUGGGAAUGCAAGUACUGUUUAUCCACUGGAUGGUGCUGUUGUUCUAUGCAAACAGCAGAGGUCCUGAAUGGCUACAAGUCAAAAGCUCAGGUGCUGUUUUAAUUUAGCAAGGCUUAGGAAGAUGUGCACAAUCUUUUUUUCCUCUUUAGCAAAUUCCUGAUGAAUCUUGUAUGUUUUGAUCUGCCUUUUAUCUGGAAUCCUGGGUCUGGCUGAACUUAAUUACUAAAUAUGGGUAAAGUCAUAUUUUCACUGGUUCCCACCCAGCCUGUUUCGAUUCUGAGUAAUUCAUCCUCACUGGGACCAGAUUAUUAUUUUUAGUGUCAAUCUUUCCUCAGUCCUUCAGUUCCCAAGAGCUCAGCUUUGUUUCAUCUGCACGAUGAGUAUUUGUUGGCUCAAUGAAAUACACUAAGUUAGCUAACAGUCACUGGAAUAGAAGUUGGUUGUCAAACUUGUGUCUGAAGGAAGAAGACUUCUGUUUCACUGCAUGAAAAUUGUAGGUUAGGUGUUGCCAGUUAUUCCUCCUGUGUGGGCUGGGUUUCCUUGACCUGCAGCAAAGGAUUCCUGUGUCAUAUCCGCUGUCCUUGUGGUAGGAUAAAGCCACAUGGCAUUAAUGAGGAAGCAGAAUAGUAGGGCAUGUGAAUCCCAGUCACCCUGAAGCAGGGGAAAUGGCAUUCCAAAGGCUUGUUUCUUGGGGGAGAUUGUAUCUUUCAGCCUUGUAUAUUCGAUUAUAUAUUGUAUUGAUUGUAUAUUCAGGCUGCCUUAGUCCUUCUUCCCUCUUGUGUGUAGACCAUGCCAAUUGCAACCGCCCUACCACUGCACUGUUAAAUUGACAGUGCUGUGAGUGGGAUAAUGAGACACAUCCCUAAAAUGUCCUGAGGAAAUUGCACGCUGUCCCAUACAACCCUGUUGUCUUCUAUAAUCUGUCAGCACAGUGGGGGUGGAGAAAUUGCUGUGUGGUUUUACACCUCAUUCAGUCAACUGUAGGAUCCCUGGUGCUGCCCCUGAGGUCUUCAGGAGACUUUGGCUGCAAGCAUUCUCCCCUAUAUCUGUUCUUACAAACAUCCACAUUGGAGAGCAAAAUGAUGGCAGGAAGUCUGAUGUAGUGGGAAUAUAACUUAAACAGAGAUAAAUUUCUGUGUGAUACAAGGACAUAAAGGAAAACCCUGCACCAUAGGUUUGUGCACCUCUAGGAAGAGCCUUCUGGGAAGCACCCAGCACAGGAAUAUUCUACCUGGGAUGUGAUGCAGCAGCGUGAUGUGAAGAUCCUACAGGUGGCGGUGUCAGCCGUGCUGCCCCUCCAGAGACAAAGUGUGUGUUGUUGGAGCAUGGCUGAUCUGUUCUUCCAAGCAAAGGUCAGGUUUCAGUAUCAACUGAAGGAAACACAAGAACCUAAUUUAGAUGAAUUUAUUGGGAAGAAACACAGUUACUGCUGAUGUGGCUAUAGGGACUCCUUGCAGAUGUUCUUUGCUGGGAUGCACGGUUGGGACAAGCAAUGUGGUGGAUUUGCAACGAGUCCAGCUCUGAUCUGCAGCAAAGCACUCCAAGGGUAAAAUGGAUGCUUGUGUCAUCAUCAGCUUUUGAGGACAGGGAUUGCUUUUGGAUCGGAGCUACAGUCACUGCAAGAAGAAGAAACCAAAGAUUUGUUUGUGUUUAUGCUUUGAAUCUUUCCUGAUCCCUCAGUAUGGCAGCUCUUGUAAUUCACACCAAUGCUCCCAGUGAUGCCUCCACCGGAUUAGAGGUAAAGGAUUUCCUUUUUCUUGCACCAGACUAACCUUAUAGAGGGAAAUAGAGGAGACCUUUCUUGUCUGUAAGUAGAAAGCGUUUCUUUCCUUAGUUUGGGUAGCAUUAAGUUUAAAAUGAUAGGAACGGUGUAGAACUGCUGUCUUGUCUGAGAAACUCGAACUGUGUGCAGAGAUUCAGGGAACGUUAGGAGGGAGGGUGUGAACACUUGCAGGAAAUCCAGAGAGGAGACCAGCCCACUGGUUCAAUACACCUGGAAAUAACUGCAUAGGGCACACCUCUGGGCAGCAGCAGCAGAGCUUCCACCUCUCCUGGGCCUCUCGCUAUGGGGUUUUUAAUCAGAAGGCUUCCUAAGGAUCCCAGAAUAUUCCGUUGGCUCCUUAUUUUAACAGUCUUUUCCCUCAUCAUUACUAGUUUUAGCUCCUUGUUUGGCACGGAUAAAGGCAUUUUCAGGCAGCUCAAGGUUUACCAAAGCAUCUCACGUAUGCUAAAAGUGGACGCCCAAGAUCAUCAAGGUUCAGGCUAUUCUGCUAAUGGGAGAACUUCAAAGGUUGGUUUGGAGAUAAAUGCUACGUGGCUCGAACUGAAUACUACAGUGAGUACACCAAGUUGGGAAGGAAAGGAAAGGCAGAAGAAAACAACAAAACCAGUUGCCGGGGUGGAAGAAGCCAAGAAGGUGACUGUGAAACCGUUCCCUGAGGUGGUGGAAAUCAAGAAUAUGACAGCAUUAACAGCCUCUGUGGAGGAGAGAACAAAGGAGAAAACAGCAACAAGACCAGUACCAUGGGUAGAAGAAGCUGAUGGAAAGAGAGCAAUGACACCACUUCCCAGGAUGAAGGGAGACAAAGAGAAGGUGACUGUGAAACCAUCCUUUGAGAUGAAGGUGGCUCACACAAACGUCACAUCCAAAGACAAACCAAAGGCAGAACUGCCUCCUGCAUCAGUGAAAAGCAUAAGACCUGUGACUCAGACUGCCACAGUGACAGAAAAGAAGAAACUGAGGGCUACUGACUUCAAGACUGAGCCACAGUGGGAUUUUGAUGAUGAGUAUCUACUGGAUAGCUCAUCUCCAGCAUCGACCUGCCCUGAAUCAGUGAGAGCCAAGGCUGCCAAGUCUGAAUGGCUACGAGAUCUUUUCCUGCCAAACAUCACACUCUUCAUAGACAAGAGUUACUUCAAUAUCAGUGAGUGGGACCGCCUGGAGCAUUUUGCACCUCCCUAUGGCUUCAUGGAGCUGAAUUACUCACUGGUAGAAGAAGUCAUGUCACGGCUGCCCAUAAAUCCCCACCAGCAGCUGCUCCUGGCCAACAGCAGCAGCAACGUGUCAACGUGCAUCAGCUGUGCUGUUGUGGGGAAUGGAGGGAUACUGAAUAACUCUGGAAUGGGCCAGGAGAUCGACUCCCAUGACUAUGUGUUCCGGGUGAGCGGGGCUGUAAUCAAAGGUUACGAAAAGGAUGUGGGAACAAAAACCUCCUUCUAUGGAUUCACUGCGUUCUCACUUGUGUCCUCACUCCAGAACUUGGGACGCAAAGGAUUCAAAAAUAUCCCACAGGGGAAGCAUAUCAGAUACAUUCAUUUCCUGGAGGCAGUUAGAGACUAUGAGUGGCUGAAGGCUCUUCUGCUGAACAAGAAUAUCAAGAAAGGAUUCCUGAACCACUAUGGGCAAAGGCCCCGGGAGAGAUUCGAUGAAGAUUUCACAAUGAAUAAGUACCUGGUAACUCACCCUGAUUUCCUCAGAUACUUGAAAAACAGGUUCUUAAAGUCUAAGAAUCUGCAGAAGCGCUACUGGAGGCUGUACAGACCCACAACUGGAGCCCUCCUGCUGCUGACUGCCCUGCAUCUCUGUGACCGGGUGAGUGCCUAUGGCUACAUCACAGAAGGUCACCAGAAGUACUCGGAUCACUACUAUGACAAGGAGUGGAAACGCCUGGUCUUCUACAUUAACCAUGACUUCAACUUGGAGAAGCAGGUGUGGAAAAGGCUCCAUGAUGAGAACAUCAUUAAGCUCUACCAGAGAACCUGACUGUGUGGGCAAGGGCCAUUGCCUGGGAAAUCUCAACAGCACCUCAUGGGGAAUAGAAGAGGACCUUGGAAUCCAGCUCUGGGCUUCCAGGCCCAGCUUCAGCUCCACAGAGAUAUUUCCUUCCUUUGGUAUCUUUAUUUUCUCACAGCACUUCCUAAAACGUGCAUAUUCUACAGACCAAGAGCAGAGCAAAGUGCCUCCAAACAAACCCCAUCUGUCUUGUGGAUGGUUGUAGGCUUUGGUGCUGGGAAAGAGGAAUCCAGGAUGAAUCUGAAUAGCAGAUAUUCCAGUGCCCGGUAUCUUAAUCGGGUUCUCCCUCUGCAAGGAGAUGGUCUUGGGACUGGGGCUAGUUCUGCUCUAGGUGGGUUCUCUCUGUGAGUAGUGCUCUGUGUGGAGCUGGGUGUUUUGGGUAAGCAGUGGACAGAAAUGGGGACAUACACAAUCCUGUCUCAAGGGGAUGAUUUGUGUCCUGGAGGUGCUGCUGUCCCUCUGCUCACUGCAGGCAUAAAGGAAGGACUGAACACUUCCAAAUGAAUCUCAGUUCCCAAUGUGACUUUGCUGUGACACCUCCUGGGGAGCACUGUGAUGUCUGGUGCCCAGCCUGCUGCCCUCAGCCUACCUCACCAUCAGCACAAGGGAUGGGGAGAGCUCUCCGUAAUGCAGCAGGAUGCUGAACAUUGUGUCUCUUGCUGUGGCUGCAGACCUCAUGUGAUGAGUGUGGUGAAGAAGCUGAUGUUUGGCUGUGGCAGGAGCGUGGUGCUUCCUCUCCUACCAGGAGAAAUGUGAAUUCUCAGUGUCCAGGGAUGGAUGCUGUCUGUCCUCACUGCUGGCUGUGCUGAGAAAAGCACUGUUACAUUCAGCAGGCCUUUGGUGUGCUGGCCUUCUGAGUGGGCUUUUGCAGGCAAAAUAAACAGCACUGCUUUACCCAGCUGAUUUCCA
This is a messenger RNA of Coturnix japonica (Japanese quail), 5172 nucleotides long. NCBI's taxonomy places the organism in Eukaryota, Metazoa, Chordata, Aves, Galliformes, Phasianidae. The record is from RefSeq and is a predicted model, not a curated record.